Penicillium griseofulvum is the source of this 897-nucleotide messenger RNA. RefSeq lists its product as uncharacterized. Bases 1 to 897 code for a protein of 298 amino acids. The transcript is spliced from 2 exons. The record is from RefSeq and is a predicted model, not a curated record. Lineage: Eukaryota; Fungi; Ascomycota; Eurotiomycetes; Eurotiales; Aspergillaceae.
AUGGGGUCCAUCAGUACAGUCUCAAGGAUUGACCAUGUUACAAUUCUACUCUCGGAAGAAGAAUUCAAAAGCCCCCCUUCAUGGCUCAGUGACAACUUUACUAUAAUCGAAGGCGGCAAACACACUGGCCAGGCUAGCCAGCUGAAGCUCAUUGUCUUCGAGGAUGGCACGUACCUGGAGCUGUUCAACUGGUGGGGUCAACCCCCAGAAGACCACACCUGGGGAACCAAGAGCCCCGGGUUAAUUGAUUGGAGCAUCUCUUCCAUGUCGACACAGACCGCCACUGAGCACUUCCAAGGCGUCAACCAGCGCUUGAAUGAAACCCCUGGUGGAGACGGUAACCUCGGCGUCUCGUUCCCUGAGCCAACUGGACAAGGUCGGACGACACCAGAGGGUUUGAAACUCCACUGGACAAGAGCCAAUCCGGAUUUCCAUACUGCGUCGGAAACUCCAGACCAGAAGUUCUUUCCAACAGGCCGCUUGGACGCUCCUUUUGUGUGCUAUGAUGGGUCCCCUAGACUGUCGAGGCUGCGGUUCGACGAUCCGGCUAGAGUAACCCAUCCGUGUGGUGCAAUUGGAAUUCAUGAGAUCGAAGUUGUUGUUCCGUCUACCCAUAUGAAGAAUUAUUCGACGCUUCUCUCUAGUAUGAUUGGAUCGCCGCCGAGUACAGUUGAAGGCCAGAUCGGGUGCAUGUUUGGUCUUGGGCUGCCGGUCGAGAACAAAGGUGAAUGUAGCAUUUGGCUGCAUGGUGAGAGCGAUAGGAAUGAUGAGCAGUGGCUGAAUACUAGGGGAAUCGGUCCACUUAUGCUUAGGUUGCGAGUGGCAGGUCGAGAAGGUCAUGGGGAGGAGACUCUUGGGAAGGAUGGCUCUGCAACACAUGUCUCGCUUGUAUGGUAA